This is a messenger RNA of Morus notabilis, 892 nucleotides long. RefSeq lists its product as uncharacterized. The record is from RefSeq and is a predicted model, not a curated record. The transcript has 3 exons. The coding region runs from base 355 to 726 and encodes 123 amino acids. Gene Ontology annotation, biological process: snRNA export from nucleus. Lineage: Eukaryota; Viridiplantae; Streptophyta; Magnoliopsida; Rosales; Moraceae.
GGAAAUAAAUCUGCCUAUUUACAUCAAACAUAAACUGGAAAGUUGACUAAUCUUAUGAGAAUAUUCUGUGUAUUUCAACACUUACCCCUUCCAAAUUUCCAAUUAAAGGUGAGAAACUGGUUGUGCUUGAUGUUGGACCAGCCUAGGAGUUGAAAAUGCUUAUCCACUCAAAUUAACCAUCCGACUUUCCUAAUUUCUAAUGUUCAAUGAUUUUUCCCAACACUUGCAGAUUUAUCUUGUAGAAGCAAAAGCUAUUUGCUCCUUCAAGUCAUGUGCUAUGAGUUCUGAUGUUCCCUGGCUGAAUCUUCACCGUUUGCUGUUUCUGUGAAGGCAGUCCAGGCUUGUGGUGGUCAGAUGACUGCAGAUGGCAGACGAUUUCGAACAGGCGGUGGCAUAUUAUGGAGCAUCGUCAAAGCGCGAGAACCAAAAGCGUACAAAGAGAUAAUGAAUAAAGCAAAGGAAUUUGAGAAGCAAUUUAAGCUACCAUAUUCGAAGCAAGCAACAGGGCAAAGAAAAGAUGGCUCGUCUGAAAACGUUACUGGUGCACCCAUGAACGGAACAGCAUCCAAUGUUUCAAAUGCUCUACAAGUCCAGUCGGAAGUGCAGAAUCAAAACGAGCAGUCAAACGAUGAAGAGAAUCGAGUGUCUGUCCGUGAUAGGUUAAGGAUACCUGUUUCUUAUGAUGAUGACCUGCUUGGAGGUGAUCAGAAAGAUGAUACAGUUUGAUUCUCAAAACAAAUUAUUAUUAAUGCUUGGAGGUUUUCUAGCAUUGAUUUCGCUCAAGAGGGCCGAGAAUAAAGAGAAUUGUUAUUAUUUUUCGUGUAAGCAACUAUUGUAAGUUUCUGAGUGUAUCAAUGCUAUAAAAUUUUGUUUGAAGAGAAAUUAUUCUUUU